AAAGCACGUACUGUAGGAGACAUAUUAUUACAGAAUGCCUUCCCCUAAAGCCCGAAGCAACAGCUCGCGCAGCGGCAACGCUUCCGGCAUCGGUGGCGGCAGCGGCAGCGGUCGGUUUGAAUUCAUGUCUCUGAACCGAACACCUCCUCAUUCUCCUUCACCUUCUUCUCCUUCUCAUCUUGUACUGCAGAGACAGGGCUCAGAUCCAACCACAGCGCGCCUCCGUGCCUCCGAGAGCCCGAACCGACGACGCAGAGGCUCCGCAUCCUCCACCUCCUCAGUCGGCGGUCAGCAGUUACCGGAGGAGGACUGCAUGCGCCUGAACCCGUCCAUUAUCGGUGUAGCGCUCAGCUCCCUGCUGGCAGUGGAUCUGUGGCUGUCCAAACGGCUCGGGGUGUGUGCCUGUGAGGACUCCUCAUGGGGUAGUGCCAGGCCCCUUAUGAAGCUGGUGGAGAUUUCCGGACAUGGCAUUCCGUGGCUGGUCGGUGCCGCCUACUGUUUGUACAAAAGUGACAGCGCUGCAGGGCAGGAGGUCAUGCUGAACCUCCUCAUGGCUUUAGUGUUGGACCUGGUGCUAGUUGGCAUAGUGAAAGCAGUGGUUCGUCGCAGACGUCCUGCUCAUAACCGCAUGGACAUGUUCGUCACAUUCUCUGUGGACCGCUAUUCUUUCCCAUCGGGCCAUGCUACACGAGCUGCAAUGUGUGCCCGCUUCCUAAUGGCCCACCUGGUUUUGGCUGCCCCGCUGCGUGUUCUUGUCAUGCUCUGGGCUAUAAUUGUGGGUCUCUCCAGGGUCCUCCUUGGACGCCACAAUGUCACGGAUGUGAUGUUCGGCUUUUUCAUGGGCUACUGCCAGUACAACCUGGUGGAGGUGCUUUGGUUGUCACCAGUUAUGCUGCAAAGCAUGAUGGGUCAGCUGGAAGGACAGUAGAAGGACAAAGGUGCAAAACUGUAGGAAAUGGGAAGGCCAUAAAUGUACACACACGUUUCCAGUAAAAAUUGGAAACAAGCAUGCAGGCACUGUGAUAGUAAUUAUUCCAUAUCUGCACUAAAGGUUUUGUGAAUCUGACAAUGUUUAAGUGUGUCCAGUUAAUAUUAAAUUAAUAUUUAGUAUACAUUAUAUGUGCCAUCAUUUAUCUGCAAAGGUUGGUUGAAGGAAAUUGUUUUAGAAAACUGAAUAAUCGACCAAAAACUUGGUUUAGUAAGUCAAAAAGAGAUCCAAAAGAAAAUUCUAACCUAUUGACCAAUGCUGCUGUGUAACUGUGUAAUCACUGUGUAUUUACAAUUAUGUGCAAAAAAGGACCAAGUAAUCAAACAAUAGCAAAGUGACAAAAACAUGAAUAACUUUACAAACACUGCAAUGCUGACCAUAAAAACUAAUUGCCUGGUAAAAUUCUUCCAGAUUCUUUGCUGUAUUUUUAGUUGGGUGUGGUAGUGGUGGAUCGAGUGGGGGAGGGUUGUAGGGUAUCUAAUGUUUCUUUGUUAAAAUUGAAGCCAUUAGGCUAUGCUUGUUAAUUACAUUGGUAUUAUCUAUGUUGCAUUUGUGAAAUAGAACUACAGCAAAGUUUAAUACAUUUAAUUAUGAACACUCACUGUCUUAAUCGCUUAUCCAAUUAGGGUCGCGGGGGGAAGCUGGAGCCUGGACCCAGUCCAUCGCAGGGCAGACACACAUACACACACCCAUUCACCUAUAGGGCAAUUCACUGACUCCAGUUAACUUGACUGCAUGUUUUUGGACUGUGGAAGGAAACCGGAGCUCCUGGAGGAAACCCACGCAGACACGGGGAGAACAUGCAAACCGUGCCGCCCUAAUUAUGAACACUAUUGGAAAAUAUAAAUAAUCGACCUUUGUUUUGUAUCAAAUCUCUGUUGACCUUAUAUGUUAACACCUCAUUGC
This is a messenger RNA of Trichomycterus rosablanca, 1894 nucleotides long. It is a transcript of the gene plpp6, whose product is annotated as phospholipid phosphatase 6. The coding region runs from base 35 to 928 and encodes 297 amino acids. The transcript is spliced from 2 exons. The record is from RefSeq and is a predicted model, not a curated record. Lineage: Eukaryota; Metazoa; Chordata; Actinopteri; Siluriformes; Trichomycteridae. Gene Ontology annotation, molecular function: sphingosine-1-phosphate phosphatase activity.